Mollisia scopiformis is the source of this 1350-nucleotide messenger RNA. Its product is annotated as FAD/NAD(P)-binding domain-containing protein. The coding region runs from base 1 to 1350 and encodes 449 amino acids. The record is from RefSeq and is a predicted model, not a curated record. The transcript is spliced from 6 exons. Gene Ontology annotation, molecular function: FAD binding. Lineage: Eukaryota; Fungi; Ascomycota; Leotiomycetes; Helotiales; Mollisiaceae.
AUGGCAACUCCUCCGCAAUCGUCGUCUUCGUCUACGAGUUGGUCGUCGUGGUCAGCGUCCAGUGUCAAGAAUCAUGAACCGCUGCUCCGGAUAGGCGUCGUCGGUGGAGGUAUUGCUGGGCUUACCUUAGCACAAUUACUUCAUGGCACGCCGAAUGUCCAAGUGACGGUAUACGAAAGGAGUUUCGAAGCUGUGGAUCGGUUGUGUGGAUAUCGUGUUAUGCUUUCCUAUUUCGUCUUGCAGAAUCUGCAAGCUACUCUCAGGAGAGAGGUUUGGACAAGAGUUGCCGCCAGCAUUGGGAUACAGCCACAAGGGGGACAGGAACUACAGUUCAUGAAGAGUUCCGGAACUCAAAUGUUUACUUUCGACAACGAAGAGAUGCGAGACUCCUUCUCCGUCUCCCGCUGGCCAUUGAGAAAAGCCCUUCUAUAUGGGUACGAAGACUUCGUCAAAUUUGGAAAAGUCUUCCAGCGCUAUGAACGGCUACGAAGUAACGCAAUCAAGAUCCAUUUCGAGGAUAGAAGUACGGAUGAGUGUGAUUUACUUAUUGGGGCAGAUGGUGCGGGGUCGAGGGUUAGGAGGCAACUUAUACCUGAGGCGAGGGUGACGGAGACGGAUCUUGCGGUUAUUUAUUUCAAAAUUCCAUUGACGCCUGAUACAAAGGAUUUGUUGCCGACGAACUCGGCUUCUAUGGUAUUUACUCAGAAGAACCAGAAUAUUAUGGUUCACUCUUGGAUUAAUCCGCGCAAGAUGUGGGCAACGAAAUUCGAUGAUUUCGACAUCAGCAACGAAGAAUCUUUCAUAAUGUUCGGACACGGCGGUCCAGUCCGCGAAUUCAUUAACAAAUCCAAACCGCCCACCAGUCUCUCUUCCGCAGAAUUGAAAACAGAAAUCAUAGCUAGAGUGAAAGCCGAUCCGAAAAUCGAUCCCAAGUUCGUUGCUCUGGCCGAGCAUUGUGUUCUCAAUACGUCGUAUGUCCACGCUGUGAGGGAUUGUCAGGCUGUUAAAAAGUGGGAUACAGGUUCAGUGACUUUGAUGGGUGAUGCUGUUUUUAAUAUUUCUACAAUGUUGGGCAAGGGAGCAAAUUGCGCACUUCUCGACGCCGUUGAUUUAGCGGAGACGCUGCGAAGACCAGACAUGCUCAAUCCAUCAAAACGACGCAUCGAGCUACGAAAACGUGCAGAGGAAAAUGUCAAGAGGAGGAUGAAGGAGAGACAGCGGGCUGCGUUGAUACAGAAUUUGGUGUACUUUGGCGAUAAUAAGUUGAAGGAGUUCUGUCGUGAUCAAGGGUUGAAGAUGGCUUUUGAUUGGAUUGAUGACACGAGUUCCAUCAUACCUCAUGAGAGAUGA